Messenger RNA from Cutaneotrichosporon cavernicola, 390 nucleotides. RefSeq lists its product as uncharacterized. The coding region runs from base 1 to 390 and encodes 129 amino acids. The transcript is spliced from 3 exons. Gene Ontology annotation, molecular function: protein tag activity. The record is from RefSeq and is a predicted model, not a curated record. NCBI's taxonomy places the organism in Eukaryota, Fungi, Basidiomycota, Tremellomycetes, Trichosporonales, Trichosporonaceae. Gene Ontology annotation, biological process: protein urmylation; tRNA thio-modification. Gene Ontology annotation, cellular component: cytoplasm; nucleus.
AUGGCAGCAACGACAGCAGUGGGACAGUCGAACGGGUUGGGAUACGCGGCUACCACAGCGACAGCGAUCACAGUGGCACCAAAGGUAUCUGUGUCGAAGGGCGCCGAUGACCUCACGCUCCGCCUCGAAUUCGGCGGCGGGCUGCACCUCCUCUUCUCGGCGCAGCCGCAGCACAAGGUCCACGUUCCCCGCACUACUGGGGGAAAGCCCACGGACAUUCGCUCCCUUAUCCAGUGGAUGAAGACGAAUCUCGUUAGUGAGCGUGAGGACAUGCGACCAGGUAUCCUGGUGCUAAUCAACGACGCGGACUGGGAGCUCGAAGGCGAGCUUGACUACGAGCUCCAGGAUGGAGACGAGAUCGUGUUCAUCUCGACGCUGCAUGGCGGGUAG